This is a messenger RNA of Carassius auratus (goldfish), 3046 nucleotides long. It is a transcript of the gene sanbr, whose product is annotated as SANT and BTB domain regulator of CSR. The coding region runs from base 604 to 2760 and encodes 718 amino acids. The record is from RefSeq and is a predicted model, not a curated record. The transcript is spliced from 22 exons. Lineage: Eukaryota; Metazoa; Chordata; Actinopteri; Cypriniformes; Cyprinidae.
GGGACGCCGGCGCGCACCUGCUGCACUGCGGCACCGGAAAUAGAGAGCAGAGCACAGAGGCUGAGCAGAAGAUGUGGAGGUAAUCCUCUGCCACGCGUCGCCUUCAAUCGUUUUUGUCAGUUUAAUCUUUCAGGCUCGGGUCGGCAAGCUUUGGCAUCCCGUCACAUCGCAGCAGACAGCGGAGAGAGGAGGGACACAGCAGCGCGAGUAUUAUCAUGAUGGCACACGCGCUCCGAGCUCCGUGCGUGUCAUCUCUGGCGUUUUAAAACGAGGAUAGAGACGGAUGUGGGUAGUCAUGCCCACCGAACCUGCGAAUUUCACGCGUAGUAUUAGUUUGUAUUAUUAUUUGUAUAUGAUGUGUGGAUGUGAGCUUUGAUUUAAAAUCAAAGUAAGCCACAGCAUCUCUGUUGAUGUUACUCAAAUCCAGCCCUUCAUCAGCACCGCUCAGCUGGAAUGAAAGAAGAGCAUUGUUACCAGAGGAAACAGCGCAUAAAUCUGGAACAGGAUCAAAUGCGACAGCUGUCAUUCUCUAUUUGUCCCUUGAUUCGCUGAAAUGCCGUAAAAAGGGACUGUGGAGAGCUAGUCGAUGCUAAUUGUCAAGAAAUGAAUCGUCUGUGCUCUGUUAAUAAUAACUUUCCAUAUGAUAACAACCUCCUGGUGCUGGACAUGGUCCUGAGCUCACUAUGGGCUUCAUCUCAGCCAAUCAACUGGGAGAAUGUUGCCAAGUUGGUCCCAGGGUUCACCCCUAAAGAGUGUGCGCAAAGGUUUGAAGAGUUAAAGACUACAGGCAGUUUCCCUCACGUUGAUGACCAGUGUAACCCACUGACCGGUGCAGUGAGCUCUCCAUCGGAACCCUUUUCCACCUACAUCAAAUCCAAUUUAUUGGACAUUACAGUAGAUAAAGAGGAACCACCGUCCAAUCAGGCCACUCUCUCAGAGUCAGGCCUCACUGUGAUCUCUACUGGUCAUGGAGCCUCUGCAGAAAUUGAGAUUGCAGAUCCUGCCAAGAAGAUUGAGAAAACAGAAGGGAAUAAAAUCCCCAACAUGGUAAUCCACGUUUGUGAUGAGGCAAAGAACCUGAAGCAGGACUUUGUGUGUCCAAGGAACCUUCUGGUAAAAGAGAUGCGUUACUUUGAAGAGUAUCUUUCUGUGGACCCACAGCGCUGGGACGAGGUGGACAUUUCUGUCCACUGUGAUGUCCAGAUCUUUGACUGGCUCAUGAACUACGUCAAGAGUCACAACACUGAACAUUCACGUGGAAAACACAUGGACAAACCCAAACUGGAGCACAGCAAUGUCAUCUCAAUCCUGAUCUCCUCCGAGUUCUUGAAGAUGGAAACUUUAGUUGAGGAGUGUAUCCAAUUUUGUCACCAACAUAUGAGUGCCAUCAUAGCAACACCAUGCAAUAUGAACUGCAUCAACAACAUCCUGGCUGGACGCAUCGCUGAUCUGUUCAGCCACAACGAGGCAGAUGACCUCAAGGACAAAAAAGACAAAUUCAAAAGUAAACUGUUUCAGAAGAAGAUCGAACGAUUAUUUGAUCAUGGUUAUCAGAAUCGCGAUUCCCCUGGGAACGCAUCUACUCUGUACAGAUGUGGACUUUGCCUUAAGCUUUUAACCAAAGAAACAGAGAGAAAAAUCCCUUGUGUUCCAAACAAAAUCAACGUAGAUGUCCGAGGAAACAUUGUAUUCACUCACACCAGACAUAAGGCCUGGGAGGUUCAUGGGUUUGUGAAUGGGCUUUAUGAAGAGUUGAAGUCCUGGGUUCUGGUCUACUGGAGGAUCUGGGGCACAGUCAACUUCCUAACCUGUUCACGCUGCAAACAGGCAUUCCUGUGUACAGAUUUGGGCCAGUGUAAGUACCACCCAGAGGCGGUUGUGUAUCCUGGAAUUGGGGCAGAUCAUAGAUGGCAUGGCAUUGGUCUUUACCCCUGCUGCAACCAGAAAGUCCUAAGAUUCGAUCCCUCCUCCAUGCCCAAGGGCUGUAAAAUAAGAGACCACAUUGUGAGUGCAGCAGAUGGUGGUGACUGCGGCGAUCACAAUGUAAACUCUGCCCAGACCAGAAUACUCAAUGACCUGCUGCUACACAGAGAGGCUGUGUGUGUGCCAGAGAGCUGUAGCUCUGAGGACCCUUCUGCAGGCAGUGAACGUGUGCCAGGAUGUGAUGUAAUGCUGGAGCCAGGGGUGCUUACAGCUCACAGACCCAAGGAAACCACAGCUUUUUCACUGUUAAAAAACUGGAGUCUUCAGCUGCGGCAGCAGUCUCUGCUGUCUGAAGAUGAGGAGUACACUACCGGGUCAGAGGUCACAGAGGAUGAGGUCGGGGAUGAAGAAGAUACAUCGAAAAAACAAGCUGCAAAGAAGGCAAGAAAAUCUGGAAAACCUUUGAAAAAACAAGUGUCCUCCCCCAGUUUCCAGCGUAAGGAGAAAACUGGAGAAAAGGCACCAUCUCGAGACUCCACCCCAUUCAUCGUCAGCAUCCAGAAGAAUAAGUGGGAUAGCAAUCGCUCUAUGAGGUACAAUCAGGACCUACAGAGGGAGGAGGAUCAGAGGAGAAUGGAGGAGAUUAUAGCAAAUCUCACUAAAAUGCGCUUUGGUGAUCAAGAGCAGACGAAGUUUAAAGACACAAAAGAGCCUGCAGGGGGGCUCUACUCGAGGCUGGAGGCCCAGUUUAAGUCCUCCCCUCAGUCCAGCGGAAGACACAGCAGCUCAGAGAAAACUCGAGCGAAGACACGCUCGGGGCCGUCGAGACCGACUUAGAGAAAAUGUGGAGAUAAGGGAAUGUUUUUUUUUUAAAGGAGGAGUAAAAGAGCUUGCUGCUGUUUGACGAGGCAGAAUAAGCCAUCGCUCUCUUCGUCCAUCCUUUGCUCCACUCCUCACCUCCUCCUUCUCCCAAACUCCGUCCAGACACAACAGGAAUAGCAUUAGAGUAUUUUCCAUUACAGUCCCGGGAGAAGAAUGGAUUGCUGGUGUGGUCACUGAUGUCAUAACUGUAGCUAUAGAACAUAAACAAUGGACCUAAUAAAACCAUUAGUUGCACUGUAAA